AUGGACUUCCGUUUGGGCAGCCGACCUGACUUGUAUCCCUCGCAUCCCAUGACGCCACAAAACCUCAGGAGUGACCUACAUGUUAUAGAUGUCAGGCACUUAUGGAGGCUUCGGUCCGAUGGCAACUGCCCGCUGCCAACCCGGUUAAGUGCCACCUGUGCGAGUGUUGCAGCUUCGCCUAAGUCCAGUGAGUUCGUGUCGGUGAGCACCAUGAGGGACAACGUCAGGAAGCAUACGAGGUCGACGUUUAGCCCCAUCGACAAGUACAACUUUGGUGCUGCCACCUCUCAUGAGAUCGGCUGGCACGUCGAGGCUCCUAGGGCCGCUACCGCGUUUAGCGCUGUGCGUCGGCCACUCCGUUUUGGGCUCAAGGAGUCUGAGACGACUCGCUAUGUGCAUAGCAUGAAACUUUCGGGAUCAGAGGCGUCGUUGCGCCUGAUCCUUCCAUAG
This is a messenger RNA of Durusdinium trenchii, 450 nucleotides long. NCBI's taxonomy places the organism in Eukaryota, Dinophyceae, Suessiales, Symbiodiniaceae. The record is from the annotation of a GenBank genome assembly.